Lotus japonicus is the source of this 2108-nucleotide messenger RNA. RefSeq names its product glycosyltransferase BC10. Gene Ontology annotation, cellular component: membrane. The record is from RefSeq and is a predicted model, not a curated record. Gene Ontology annotation, molecular function: glycosyltransferase activity. The transcript has 12 exons. The coding region runs from base 466 to 1572 and encodes 368 amino acids. NCBI's taxonomy places the organism in Eukaryota, Viridiplantae, Streptophyta, Magnoliopsida, Fabales, Fabaceae.
AAGUCUCAAUAUUUUAUAAACAAAGCCUCAAAAACUCACAAAUCCCAAUCAUAUUACAAAGCAUUUUACUCACCUUCUUCACACGCAACCAGAAAAAAUAAAGCUAGCAACUUUACUACUUCCCAACUGAGGUAUAAUAACAAGGAAUUCACAAGAUUCUGAAAGCUUCUUGCUCAUAGCAUCACAAGAACCUUGCUUUCUUUCAUUUUGGCUCAUUUUACCUCUUGGGGAGCUUGUAUUGCUUUCUGGGGUAGUGUAUAUUUUCCAUGAAUUAGCUCAAGUUUCCAUGGAAAGUCUUAAGUGAUUGUUUUGAGAUUGUUGGGGCACCAUGGAUCUGGUUGGAUCUUCAGCUUCUGAGUCCUAUCCAAUUGAAGGCUAAAGUUUCAUUUUUUAUGGUGUGAUUUAGCUGCUGAAUCAGUUGGAAAUGGUGGGUCAGUUCUAGCUGAAAAAGGGUUGGUCUAGAAUAUGAAGAAGAAGGUGAUUCAGCAGAAAUCUCAGCAUAAAUGGAAGAAGAAGCUUUUUGUUUUGAUGUUGGUGGUACUUUGUUUUGGAAGUUUGUUGUUUAUGCAGAUGCGGUUCACUCAUGUUGCGGGGUUGGUUUCAUUGCAACACAAAUUUGCUUCUAAAUCUCAAGCUCAGGGGCCCAAGAUUGCGUUUCUCUUCAUUGCACGGAAUAGGCUUCCUUUAGAAAUGGUUUGGGAUGCAUUUUUCCGGGGUGGCAAUGGAAAAUUCUCAAUUUUUGUCCAUCCGAGACCAGGAUUUCUGUUGAACAAGGCAACAACUAGAUCAACAUAUUUUUUGGAUCGUCAAGUUAAUGAUAGUAUACAGGUAGAUUGGGGAGAAGCAAGCAUGAUAGAGGCUGAGCGCAUUUUACUUAGACAUGCGCUUACUGAUCCUUUAAAUGACCGUUUUGUUUUCCUCUCAGAUAGCUGUAUACCUUUAUACAACUUCAGCUACACCUAUGACUACAUCAUGUCUACAUCAACUAGUUUUGUUGACAGCUUUGCUGACACAAAAGAUGGUCGUUACAAUCCAAAAAUGGAUCCAGUUAUUCCUGUUUAUAACUGGAGAAAAGGAUCUCAGUGGGCUGUUCUGACUAGGAAGCAUGCCAAGGUUGUAGUGGAGGAUGAAACCAUCCUUCCUAUGUUUCAAAAAUAUUGCAAGAAAAAGCCACUACCAGAAUUUUGGAGGGAUCAUCCCAUUCCUGCUGACACGUCUAAGAUUCAUAACUGUAUACCAGAUGAACACUAUGUUCAAACAUUACUGGCUCAAAAAGGUCUUGAAGCUGAAAUCACACGAAGAUCGGUGACACACACUGCCUGGGAUAUUUCCAACUCCAAGGAUCGUCAGCGCCAGGGAUGGCAUCCAGUGACUUACAAAUUCUCAGAUGCUACCCCUAUGCUUAUAAAAUCUAUAAAGGAAAUAGAUAAUAUUUAUUACGAGACCGAAUACCGAAGAGAAUGGUGCACCAGCAAGGGAAAACCAUCUACUUGCUUUCUUUUUGCUAGAAAAUUUACACGAACUGCUGCUUUACGAAUUCUUAACAUGUCUGUUUUGGGAGAUUUGAGUUAAGAGAACAAAAUGCUCAUUGCCAGCGGCUGAUACAAGCAGAAAAUGUUGUUAGUAAAGGAAUAAGAGGAAGGAAAGAAGAUAAAGUAAACGCAGUUGGGGAAUAUUGACGACCACACUGAUAUGUAUAAUGGGAUUGUAUAUUUAGAAAGUUAAUAGUGUAUGAGGUGUAUAUGUAUUAUAUAUGCACUAAUUUGUUUUUUCAAAAUAAUACUUGUAACUGGUGGAUCAUGCAAAAGAGUUCUUAUAAUAAAAAAAGACAGUAUGAGCAUGACCAGUGUCAGUUUUUUUUUCCCUGUUUAAACCACAUGUAUCAUUAGAGGAAAUUUUGUUGGAGCCGGAUAUGGCCGCUGUGGACAAAACUCUCAUCACAAUGUAUUUAACGCAACUGUUUUCACAUGACUCAAACACGAGACUUUUUUGUUGUGUCUGUUGAAGGUCCAACAACUAGUUGUGUGUAGACUCACCUUGUACCAUGUAGGCACAAUUUUCAACUGAAGGUAAACACUAUGAUUUUUGGGCUAUAAAGUGGUUAAAUA